Molecule: messenger RNA, 567 nt
Organism: Cooperia oncophora
Lineage: Eukaryota; Metazoa; Nematoda; Chromadorea; Rhabditida; Trichostrongylidae
Source: the annotation of a GenBank genome assembly
AUGCUUGUAUUUGACUAUGCUGGUUAUGGUGUCAGUGAUGGAAAAGCCACAGAACAAAGCGUCUACGAUAGUGUUGAAAGAGUCUACAAGUACGCGAUCGAAGACUUAGGCUAUGCCCCUAAAGACAUUGUUCUAAUAGGAUUCAGUUUGGGUACAGCCGCUAUGGUGCACAUUGCAUCGAUAACACCCGAUCUUGGCGCAAUGGUGCUCAUAGCUCCGUUCACUUCACUGUGGCGGGUAAUCCUUCGUCGUCCAAAUAUCACGGAAUCGUCUCGCCUGGACAUGUUUCCAAAUUACGACAAGGCAGAGAACAUCAAAUGUCCGACGCUCGUCUGCCACGGCCAGGACGAUGCGAUCGUAGAUCACCACCAUGGCCUUGCUAUGAAGGAGAGGAUAGCAAACAGCGAACUGUUCCUCAUUCCUGCCAGCCAUCAGGGUAUAUUCUGUGAGAGAAAGAUGUGGGAUGAUGUUAAUCGAUUUCUUCGCGAAAAAGUGAACAUCACCGGCGCAUGGAUGGAAGCGAUACAGGAAACCGCGUCGGACGUAUCAGCAGUGAUUUUUGCCUAA